Molecule: messenger RNA, 4312 nt
Organism: Bacillus rossius redtenbacheri
Lineage: Eukaryota; Metazoa; Arthropoda; Insecta; Phasmatodea; Bacillidae
Gene: MTA1-like
Product: metastasis-associated protein MTA3
Exons: 18
Coding region: 384-2708 (774 amino acids)
Biological process (GO): negative regulation of transcription by RNA polymerase II
Cellular component (GO): nucleoplasm; NuRD complex
Molecular function (GO): transcription corepressor activity; sequence-specific DNA binding; histone deacetylase binding
Source: RefSeq, a predicted model, not a curated record
ACAAGUCUUUCUUUCUCUUUUACAUCGUGACAAGCGAGUGAACUGCUAAGAUAUCGCAAUCUUCGUGACCAGUACAGGAUGAGCUUUCGUUAGACACCACGGAAGAUAGGGUUCCGUUAUAUGUGAUGACACCCAUAGGGUCAGCGUGCAAUGAUGCUAAUUCGGCUUUGUGUAGUGGCUUAUUCCCGAAGUACGCCGAAGGACUGUGGCAUGUGACGUCACCGGAUUGAGCAGGAAGACAGGCAGGAGAGAAAAUGGCGAGAGUUGUUGCUGUGAGGAAGCUCUGUGAUCGGGGAUUGUAAUUUACGUGCUCAAAGACUUGUGUUUACAGUGUUAAAUGUAGUUUCUUCAGCAGUGUGGAUUGUAACGUGGUAGAUAUCAACAUGACUGCAAAUAUGUACAGAGUCGGAGAUUACGUGUACUUCGAAACUUCUUCCCAGUCCCCUUACCAGAUUAGGAGGAUAGAGGAACUAAAUAAGACCCCAAGUGGCAACGUGGAAGCUAAAGUCAUGUGUUUCUUCAGGCGGCGAGAUUUGCCGAGUACGCUUAUUAUGUUAGCUGACAAACACCAAAUGGCCUCGUCCGAGGAGUCUUCUGUAGCCACGAAACUGAAGAAAAUGUGGUUGAAAGCGCCGUCGGCCGAAGAUGCCGACACGACUGUAGGUGCCUUAGAGGAAGAGGGGGAGGCCCGGGAGAAGGAACAGCAACUGAAUGGGAAGCAGCGGCACCAGUUGAAGCAUAGAGAACUGUUCCUGUCGAGGCAAGUGGAGACACUCCCGGCGACGCACAUCCGCGGCAAGUGCUCCGUCACUCUUCUCAACGAGACCGAAUCCUUCCUUAGCUAUCUUAACAAAGAUGAUUCGUUUUUUUACUGCCUGGUUUUCGACCCCACACACAAAACUCUCCUUGCGGAUAAAGGAGAAAUUCGAGUAGGAAGUAGAUACCAGGCUGACCCUACAGCUCUUCUCAAAGAAGAUGAACCGGAUUGUAGAAACCUUGAAGAAUUGGAAACGUUAGUGUGGACGCCAACACAUAGCCUCACGGACAGACAAAUAGACCAAUUUUUAGUUAUUUCGAGGUCUGUGGGAACGUUUGCUCGUGCGCUGGAUUGUUCUAGUUCUGUUAAACAGCCCAGUUUACAUAUGAGUGCUGCAGCUGCAUCACGUGACGUCACAUUGUUCCAUGCCAUGGACACACUACACAGACAUUCGUACAACUUGACGGAAGCAGUCAGUUCUUUGGUGCCCUCCACUGGUCCCGUCCUCUGCCGUGACGAAAUGGAGGAGUGGUCAGCGUCGGAAGCUAACCUCUUCGAAGAAGCUCUUGAUAAGUACGGCAAAGAUUUCAAUGACAUCCGGCAAGAUUUCUUGCCAUGGAAAACAUUGAAGAAUAUUAUAGAAUACUAUUAUAUGUGGAAAACAACUGACAGAUACGUUCAGCAGAAGCGAGUUAAAGCAGUAGAGGCAGAGUCAAAACUGAAGCAAGUGUACAUUCCUAACUAUAAUAAACCAAAUCCAGCUGUUGUUAACAACAACAAGGGUGUUGUAAAUGGAAGCAGUAAUGGGGACACCCCAAUUAUUGGUAAACCUUGUGAUUCUUGUGGAGUGACUGUUUCCAACCAGUGGUAUGCGUGGGGUCCUGCUAAUAUGCACUAUAAGGUGUGUCAAAACUGUUGGCUCUACUGGAAAAAAUAUGGAGGACUCAAACAACCCACAAAAAUAGGAGAGAAUGAUAUAGACAUAAAGAAGAAGUCUGGAAGUAUUUCAGAUGAAGAACGAAUCCCAUCCAGUAUGACAUCACAUCGACCCCAUAGGUGUAACCUAGCCAGCUGUGGGAAGGAGUUCAAGCUGAAGGCCCACCUGGCCCGGCACUACGCCUCCGCCCAUGGCCUGGCGGUGCGGUCUGGCUCCCCGCGGCCCGUCAUGAAAACCCGCACUGCAUUCUACCUGUGCACCACGCCUAUCACCCGGAUAUCCCGCCGCCUCUGCAGGCAUCUCAUCCAGCCGCGCCACGCGGCCAGGGCACCCUUCUGGCCCAUCAACAUUGUGUCUGUCAAACAGGAGUGCCAGCUGCACAUGGCGGGCAAGUCGAUGCCGGAGCUGCGGGACCUCCUGCGGUACAGGAAGCGGGAGCGGGGGAGCGUGACCCACAUCGCCAACCGGCUGGGCCAUGCCAACCACGUCACCCCGGAGUGGCUGGUCCUCACAGAGAAGGACUUGCUGCCCAAGCCGGAGCAUGUGUCCUUCCCCAAGCCGCCCAAAGCACCGGAUGGUACACUUCUGUACGAGCGAGUACCAAACAAACCAGAGGCGGAAAAAGUUCCACUUAACAAUAUCUCCUCAUCUCUUCUGAAGCGACGUGCUUUUGAAGAUGUCAAUGGAAUGGAUGGUCUGCUUGUGCCCCAGCCAGGCCCACCUGCAAAACGUGCUCACAAAGAGCCUGUGCCUAUCUCUCCAAUGAUGGGCAGACCAAUCAUCAACCACCUCAACGGAAAGACGAAAAUCGCCACGAUGACUCGUUCGGGGAGUGGUAGGAAACAAGUCAUAUCUUGGAUGGAUGCUCCUGAUGACGUGUACUUCCGAUCCACUGAUGGAACCAAGAAAAUGAGGAGACAGCUGUCUGGACUGGAAUUGCGAAGAGCAGCAAGGAAGCCCUGGAGAAAGUUGAACGUCAAAGGCAUUGACGAUUUUGUGGUUAUUCUAGAAUGACAAAAUGCCUCCAGCGUUUUGACUCCAUAAGCUUCUUUUGAAGGCAAACUAGGUUGUCAGGUUGUGCGCGUGGUAGCUGCAUGAACAUGACUGCAGGAAGUCAAACAAGACACAGACUUGUGUUGGUGGCAAUAACCUUUUAUACAAAGUUUUAAAUGAAAUAAAACGAUAAUUGUUGAUGUGCACAAACAACUUUUUGAAGAGAAGUGAAGAUAUUUUAAACUGGAGGUAGAUGGUAUUUUGUGCACUUCUCAGUGGUGUGUUCUGUCCAAGAGUAGCAAAGCAAAGUAUCCGCUAAAAACAGGUGUGUGUAUGGAACUUUUGUAAAGGGAAGUGAAGUGUUUCGUGGAUGGUUCUCACUAUAAAGUAUUUUCCAAAAAUAUAUAUAUAUUAAAAGUUUUUUCUUGUUAACCAUUCCUUCUUUUUCUCAAGUGUUGAAACAUCGAGGUGUGUGUGUGUGCGCGCCAGCUGUGGAAAAUCUGAGGAAAACAGUAUUUGAAGGGGUGGAAAAUUGAUUAUAAUUACAAGACUUGUUAUCUCAUUGCUCAUAAAGUUUUUAAUUUACAGCACAAAACAUUCAUACGUAAUAAUUCUUCCGAAACUUGUGGUGCUUCGAAAAUAGGUGCCCGUUGUUUUUUUUUUUUUCUUUUGGCAAGUGUUGGGCACGGUCGUCCACUCUGCCAGUAGCCAUUAGCCAAAGUGUUGCAUCUGAUGGACACAAGUUUCCAAGGACGUAACCUGCGUUGUACAAAGAAAUAAAUUUUACGAGGACAGCUCAGCUGUUGGCUGGGUUGUGAGCUUUUGAUGUGGAUAGAGGUUCUUUGAACAGUCGAGGUGUGUGGGACUCCAGUUCCAUGAGAUUGUUUUUUUUUAUAAAAUGUGUGUUCAUAUGUACAUCAUGUAUGUUAUUUAAAAAAACAUUUGAAAAAAAAAUUCUCUCCCCAAAGCAUUCACUGUCACAGCUUGUUUGGAGCAAAACUGUUUUAUGUACAGUCUUGUGUGCGUGCACUAAGUUGCACAACUCGAUACGUAAGGCACAUUAAAUAUUGCUUGUUGUAGUGUUCUAGCAUGUUUCAACUUUGUUUAUGAAAAUAUGACUGAACGUAUUUGUUUUACACUUAUUAAUUUUUAAUAUACAUUAACUGAACUAUUUGCAAAGUGUAAGUAUUCCAUUUUGUCGUAUUUUCCAUUCACUUUUUCAAUAAUUGAUACAAAUCACACAUUAUUGUGUGAUUUUUAAGAUUUGUGGUUGGUCAGAAUACCAUUGUUUUAUUUUUUGGUAAUGUCAUCCCAUUUUCUGAUUUGUUCAUUUUUGUAGCCAAACAGUAAAUAAUGCACAAACUUCAUACUUACAAUGUUGAGAGCCAGAGAGAAAAAUGUGUGUAUGUGUGUGUGUGUGCACGCAUUUGAUUGGUAUCUUGCAGUACUGUGUACUUACUACGCUGGUCAAUAUUAUCUACAAGAAUGCAUUGAGGAUUAUCCUACUCAUAGUUAAGUUUGGCAGUGUAUUAAUACACUUUUUUCCCUUGUGUUUUGUGUGUAUCAUCUGGAAUUGAAAUGGCUAUGUUCUAUGCUGAUUAAAAAUUUCAUGAACUUUGAAUAAA